Messenger RNA from Procambarus clarkii (red swamp crayfish), 2351 nucleotides. NCBI's taxonomy places the organism in Eukaryota, Metazoa, Arthropoda, Malacostraca, Decapoda, Cambaridae. The record is from RefSeq and is a predicted model, not a curated record.
CUCCCAGGUGUCCCAGCUGGGUGUUGAGGCGGGCCACAGCGUUCACAAGUGCUCCACGUUGCCUCCGCUUGCUCCACCUCUUCACUCUUCUGUAUAGCGCCAAAGCUUCUAGAUUAAUGUCAAGUACAUUGUUUUAUUGUUCAGUUCUAGUAAAGAUCCUUGAGUAAUAAAGAAGAGCUUCGAGUGUGUGUGCGCCAUUUUAAAACUCGAACGUGUAAAUAAAUCAUGUAAACAAACAGGGUUAGCGACGUCAGUCUUGGCACCGCUGCCAGGGCCAUUAUACUAACCUUGUGAUCGUCUCCAGAAAACAGACCUUAAUACUAAUAAUGCGCCUGCCAUCUCGGAGGACAGUGAUUUCAUCCGUUCCUGCUAGCAGUCACAAUACAUGUGCCUAAAUAAGUAGAUAAAGACUGCUAUUCUCAGAGAUGGCACAAAGCAACUGUAAUGCUGACUGGCAGACGGAACUUAGAUUUAUCCACCAAAGGGCAGGUCAUGUUUUGGAGUCGGGACAAUGGGCUGAUUGUACCUUUAUUGUUGGCAAUGAAAAUAAUCAAAAGACUCUUCGAGGACACCGCCUCAUCUUGGCAAUGUCUUCACCAGUGUUUGAAGCCAUGUUCUAUGGUGGGAUGGCAGAGAAGAAGGACAAACCUGUGGAAAUUUUAGAUGUACAGCCAGAAGCAUUUAGAGCUUUAUUACAAUACAUCUACAGUGAUGAAAUUACUCUAAAAUCAUUUGACCAAGUAUGUGAGAUUUGCUAUGCUGCUAAGAAGUACAUGAUUCCGUCCUUGGUAGAGCAGUGCACACAGUUUAUAUGGCAAGAUCUUCACCCAGGCAAUGUUUGCAGAGCUUAUGAGUUUGCACGCUUGUUUGAAGAGUCUAGCCUCUUGGAAAAGUGUGUCCAGAUAAUCCAAAAUGCCACGGAACAAGUGCUAAAGGAUCCAUCUUUUGAGGAAGUGGAUGCAUCUAUCCUACGCACUAUACUGCAGCAGGAAAGACUCGGUGUGUCAGAGUUGAUACUGUGGGAAGCAUGUCUCACUUGGGCCAAGCAGGAAUGUGUCCGACAGUCUUUGGAAGUCAGUCCCAUGAAUCAACGUAAGGUAUUGGGAGACUGUCUUGGCAUGAUCAGAUUUUUGACAUUAAGCCCAACAGAAUUUGCCAAUAGCCCAGCAGUGUCUGGGAUUUUGACACAAGAGGAGAGUUACACCCUCUUGAUGAAUAUUUCUUCACCAGGAGUAACAUCUGUCCCAUCACCUUUCUGUCAAAAUAAUAAGAGGAGACAAAAGGAACAAACGCCUCCACCCAGCUCCCUAACACACUCGGAUUCCAGAGCCAGCAGAAUUAGAGAAGAUGUUCAACUUCGAUGUGAAUGUGUUGGAAAUGACAUGGCACAGGUGUUGAUUAAUGAGCAACUUGUGGACUGUUCACUUUCAUUUGCAGUUAAUAGACAUGUCUGUAUCUAUGGUGUGGAGAUGCCUACUCAGUUAGUUCCACCAAAUCUGGAAUCUCAAUUAGCCACUCAUCCAAUACAGCAGUCAUAUUCUGAACUGAUCUAUGCUUUUUUACAAGAUUCUGAUGGUUGUCGGCUCACGUACACACAUUUCACAGCUCGGGUAUCGUGGAAUAGUUCAAUGGAAGUCAUCUUCAAUAGACCAGUGUACAUCACUCCUAAUAAGACCUAUAAGAUUGCUGUGGUGUUAAAUAAAGUAGGGAGGUAUCCUGUAUAUGUUACUGCUAACUAUGUCACUAUUGAUUACUUAACAUUUACCUUUGAACAAGACCGAUCACGAGAUGGACUGAUAAAAGCUGUAAUUUUUGGAUGUUCAUCGCAGAGAUCCUCGUCUAGUCCAGAAUCUUAUUGGCCAUACUAAAAUUUUGUAUAUUUUUCUGACAAUGUAGCUAAAUAGUUAAAAUGUGCUGUAUUUUAGAGUAAACUGUUAAUGGUACAGUAUUUCAUAUUUUAACAAGGAACUGGAUUUGUUUUAAUAUGAUUAAGAGUGUAAAGUUUCAAAUUUGUAUUUGAUAGCUAGAUUUUCUUUAAGCUAAUUUUGAGUUUAAGAGGUGUAUUUUACUAAUUUGUAGUUUGAGAGAGUAUGACUGCAGAAUUGUUGCAAUUUGAGUUUAAUAUUGUGUUGAAUGAUACUGUACUGCAAUAUUUAACAAUCAAAACACCACUUAAUAUUAUAUCAGCACACAUUUGAUCAAGAAAUAAGACUCUCAUAAGGAAUGUAUUAUGUUUCAACCCGUUCUCGCAAAUUUAAUAAGUCAAUAUUGACUUAUUAAAUAUGUGCAUAGGUGACAUACUUAACAUAAUAGUUUCCAUUGAAAAGCUUCAUAGAAAACACCGACCUUAC